CGACGACCACCAUUACCGUUCUCACUUCCUGUGUAUUAUUACCACGAGCCCAAGCCCGCCGAAAAGCCACGAUCGAUACGAACAGUCAAAUCUCCAAGCAUCCUGGCUACCCGACAAGUUCCGUUCGCACGCCCUGGACUCGAAACUGCACUUGUUUUCAUUCCUUUGCCUUUGACGCCUACUGUUCAUGUACGGAGUACCCUGCACCGCACGCAUCUUGGGGUCGUUUGACGCUGGCACGGCAAUCCGCAAAACACAUUCUCGCAGACGGGCAGAUGACAUCCUGCGUGCCUUACUUGAUUGCGCCGCUGGGACGGUCCACAUAGACAAAGCGCGUCUCCGCCGCAAAGGCAGGAGCAUGAUUUCGCUGGCAGGCCGAAAAAAGCAGCAAGGACAGAAAAAAAAGAAGGAGAGCGGAAAAAAAAACACCAUUUCCAGCAGUGUGGGGCCAGGCACCGCGCUCAGCUGCAUUGCAGAUGCACCUCAGCCGGUGCACCGCACUACUUGUACUAAACCACGCACGCCCGCCAGCCCGGUUCCAAGCCUCGCACACGUUUCGCUGCUCCCAAAUGGUGUAGUCUUCCCAGCGCUCCAGCUGCCGUUCUCCGUCUUGACGAGUCGCAAGAAAAGAUAACAGAAAGAGAGCAAAUACGGAAAGGCCAAGGGGCGUAAAAAAAACACAAAAAAAAAAAAAAAAGAAAA
Molecule: messenger RNA, 702 nt
Organism: Verruconis gallopava
Lineage: Eukaryota; Fungi; Ascomycota; Dothideomycetes; Venturiales; Sympoventuriaceae
Exons: 1
Coding region: 188-634 (148 amino acids)
Source: RefSeq, a predicted model, not a curated record